GGGCUAAGCCAGGCACACAGUGCCGGAGAAGAUGCCCUCGUGGGCCCUCUUGGUGGUCACCUCCUGCCUCCUCCUGGCCCCCCAAAACCUGGCACAAGUCACCAGCCAAGAUGCCUCCUUUCUGGCCUUGGAUUCAGAGCCCCUGAACUGUUUCUCUCGAACAUUUGAGGACCUCACUUGCUUCUGGGAUGAGGAAGAAGCAGCGCCCAAUGGAACAUACCAGCUGCUGUAUGCGUACCCAGGGGAGAAGCCCCGUGCCUGCCCCCUGAGUUACAAGAGCGUGCCCCCCUUUGGGACCCGAUAUGUGUGUCAGUUUCCAGCCCAGGAUGAAGUUCGCCUCUUCUUUCCACUGCACCUCUGGGUGAAGAACAUGUUUCUGAAUCAGACUCUGACCCAGCGGGUGCUCUUUGUGGAUAGUGUGGGCUUACCAGCUCCCCCAGAUAUCAUUAAGGCUUCAGGUGGGAGCCAGCCAGGGGACCUGCAGAUCAGCUGGGAGACCCCAGCUCCCGAAAUCAGUGAUUUCCUGAGGCACGAACUUCGCUACGGCCCCAAGGAUCCCAGCAACUCCAUUGGUCCCACAGUCAUGCAGCUGCUGCCCACAGAAACCUGCUGUCCAGUUCUGCAGAGACUAAACCCAGUCCCAGCUCUGCACCAGCCUCCAUGUGCUCAGCCCAUGAUGCCCCAACAGGAUGGACCAGAGCAGACUUCCCCAACUAGAGAAGCCUCAUCUCUAACAGUGAGGAGUGGAAGCUGCCUCAUCUCAGGGCUCCAGCCUGGUAAAUCCUAUUGGCUCCAGCUGCGCAGCCAACCCGAUGGGGUCUCCCUCCUUGGCUCCUGGGGAUCCUGGUCCCUCCCUGCAACUGUGGACCUGCCUGGAGAUGCAGUGGAAAUUGGACUGCAGUGCUUUACCUUGAACCUGAAGAAUGUUACCUGUCAGUGGCAGCAACAGGACCAUGCUAGCUCCCAAGGCUUCUUCUACCACAGCAGGGCACGGUGCUGCCCCAGAGACAGGGACCCCAUCUGGGAGAAGUGUGAAGAGGAGAAAUAUCCAGGAUUACAGCCCUCCCAGUUCUCCCGCUGCCACUUCAAGUCACGAAAUGACAGUGUUAUUCACAUCCUUGUGGAGGUGACCACAGCCCAGGGUGCUGUUCACAGCUACCUGGGCUCCCCUUUCUGGAUCCACAAGGCUGUGCUCAUCCCCACUCCAAACUUCCACUGGAGGGAGGUCUCCAGUGGGCAGCUGGAAUUGGAAUGGCAACACCCAUCAUCCUGGGGAGCCCAAGAGACCUGCUAUCAGCUCCGAUACACAGGAGAAGGCCAUCAAGACUGGAAGGUGCUGGAGCCGCCUCUCGGGGCCCAGGGAGAGACCUUGGAGCUGCGCCCGCGCUCUCGCUACCGCUUACAGCUGCGCGCCAGGCUCCACGGCCCCACCUACCAAGGCCCCUGGAGCGCCUGGUCCGACCCAGUGCGCGUGGAGACCACCUCCGAGACCGCCUGGAUCUCCUUGGUGACCGCUCUGCUCGUGGUGCUGGGCCUCAGUGCCCUCCUGGGCCUGCUGCUGCUGAGGUGGCAGUUUCCUGCGCACUACAGGUACCGCCCCGGUCACUCAGGAGAUGGGUGGGGCCGGAGGCCUCUAAACAAGCAUCCCAGGGUUACCCAAUGACACCCGCUCUCCCGAGGACCGAGGACCGCAAGUCCACACCUUUGGCUUCAGCCACUUCCUGCAAGUCUCCCCUGGGAGUCGCACCGCUUCCGUACACUCUAA
Molecule: messenger RNA, 1765 nt
Organism: Leptonychotes weddellii (Weddell seal)
Lineage: Eukaryota; Metazoa; Chordata; Mammalia; Carnivora; Phocidae
Source: RefSeq, a predicted model, not a curated record